UUGUUUUACCGUCAACAUAUUUCAGUGUUUACAACAGGGAAACCAAGCAGGCGCUGGUGUUGGCUGUAGUUGGCUGCCCGCAAUAAGGAGAGCGGCAUUCCAAGGACUUAUUGUCGAAUGCAAUGACGAAACGCUGGGGUGCGCUGAAACAUGAAGACGCCGAACGGAAGAAAGAGGUGCAGAGCAAUGGUAUCCUGCUGCCGAUCAGUAAGAUGGUACAAUUUCAACAAAUCAAACUACCCUACACCAUUACCAAAGCCAAGCGGUUGCCACUGAAGAACUCACUCGUUACGCAAACGGUGGAGGUGAUGAAGCAAACGGAGAUGAUCCAGACGCUGAUCGACACCUACUCGACCAAGUCCGGGUGCGGGUACAUCCUGAACCCGUGCCAGCUGAUGCCGACGGUACACUUUCCCGCCAGCAACGUGGCCGACCUGACGCGCAACGAGCGCGUGACGAGACCGUUCUGGUUCGUGCCGUACACGAGUACCCCGUUCACGCGGGGCGAACCGAAAAACCACGUACAGCUGUCGCGAGCCGUCGUCCUGCAGGCCCUGCGGAAGGCCGCCUGCGGGCUACUGUGUAUGGUCGGGUUUUCCGAGAUCAACGAGUCCGCGCUAACGAUGUUUGUGGACGGGCUGGACCAGCACAUGGCCCUGCUCGUGCACAGCCUGCGGGGCGUGAUGGGGAACCAGGCGGACGAGCGCAAUCCAUUGCCGGAUGCGCUGAUGCUGGAACGGAUGCACCAGUGGCUCGAGCGGACCAGCCUGUGCAACCUGCACAACUACGAAAAGCAGCUCACCGCCAAGAAUCGCUACGAGGUGCGCGAGUUUCGUGACAUUUCGGAGGAGUACGAACGGCUGCUGCAGGAGAACCAGCUGACCGUGCAGAGCAUGCAGCAGAAGCUGGGCGAAAUCAAGGAGGAAGAGUACUUGAAUUUCAUCGACUCCCAGUCCCACUCGUCGAACGGUACGAUCCUGGAGGGGACGACGCUGAGCAUCGUUAACUUUAUCAACGGUGAAUCGGUGAAUGGGUUCAAGGAAAUCCUCGAUGGAGAGUUGCUCGAGGCGAAUAGUGCACAGGAGCCGAAGGAUAAAAUGUACCAGCAGGUCUAUCAGGGGCAACACUUUGCCCCAGCAUGAGUUUUACCUACCUGUCUCGGUGCCUGAUGUUCCAUUCGGCCAUAAUUACCGAUCCUAGAUACUUUUUUUUAUACGUUUUAUUUUAAAGACUUUGAGCCUUGGGCCUAUUCUUUCGUCUCUUGCAUUCGUAUGCAGACUCGUAGACUCGUUUUAAUUGAGUGUUUUUGUAAAAAAAAUUCAUCAUUCAUAUAAUAUUUUCAUCAUUCAUCAAGCCAGUAUGCCGAUGAUUGCUUGUGAUGCACCACAAAUGAUUAUUAUUAAAUCAAUGUUGUAUUGUAAUUAUGUAGGUAAUUCAGAUGUACAAUUAUAGACUGAAUAGUGUGAAUAUAAGCAAAUGAUAAUCCCACA
This is a messenger RNA of Anopheles aquasalis, 1490 nucleotides long. RefSeq names its product SAGA chromatin modifying complex subunit Spt7 (gene Spt7). Gene Ontology annotation, cellular component: SAGA complex. The record is from RefSeq and is a predicted model, not a curated record. Gene Ontology annotation, molecular function: transcription coactivator activity. Lineage: Eukaryota; Metazoa; Arthropoda; Insecta; Diptera; Culicidae.